Messenger RNA from Toxotes jaculatrix (banded archerfish), 3041 nucleotides. RefSeq names its product chloride channel, voltage-sensitive 2a (gene clcn2a). The coding region runs from base 1 to 3030 and encodes 1009 amino acids. Gene Ontology annotation, biological process: transmembrane transport; chloride transport. Gene Ontology annotation, molecular function: voltage-gated chloride channel activity. Lineage: Eukaryota; Metazoa; Chordata; Actinopteri; Toxotidae. Gene Ontology annotation, cellular component: membrane. The transcript has 24 exons. The record is from RefSeq and is a predicted model, not a curated record.
AUGUAUGGGCGGUACACCCAGGAGCUGGGUGUGUAUGCCAAGGAGGAAGCAGCCCGCCUACGGGAUGGAGGAGUGCGGGAUGGCGGAGGACUGCGGAGGAACACCAGCGUUCGUAGUCGUGCUGCAGAUCUGCUGGAGUAUGAGAAAGACCCCUGUGCAAAGUGCCAGUUGUGUGCAUCUCGCUGCCAGAAGUUCCUGAUCUCACGGGUGGGGGAGGACUGGAUCUUCCUCAUUCUCUUAGGGCUGCUCAUGGCUCUGGUCAGCUGGGUCAUGGACUACGCCAUCGCCUUCUGCCAAGAAGCACAGAAGUGGAUGUAUGGGGGUCUGGACAGUAACAUGCUUCUGCAGUACAUCGCCUGGGUCACGUACCCGGUAGUGCUCAUCACUUUCUCAGCUGGAUUCACGCAGAUACUGGCGCCUCAGGCUGUGGGUUCAGGUAUUCCUGAGAUGAAGACGAUACUGAGGGGGGUGGUCCUGAAGGAGUACCUGACUUUUAAGACAUUUGUGGCCAAAGUCAUCGGUCUGACCUGUGCCCUGGGCAGUGGGAUGCCACUAGGGAAGGAGGGACCCUUCGUUCAUGUUGCCAGUCUGUGUGCCGCACUCCUGAGCAAAUUCAUGGCUGCUCUUUUCGGCGGGAUUUACAUGGAAGAGCCCUUUGAGGGAAGCAAGAACGAGUUGAGGAACACAGAGAUGCUGUCGGCUGCCUGUGCAGUGGGUGUGGGCUGCUGCUUUGCUGCUCCUAUUGGAGGGGUGCUGUUCAGUAUUGAGGUAACGUCAACGUUUUUUGCUGUGAGGAACUACUGGAGGGGCUUCUUUGCUGCCACCUUCAGUGCCUUCAUAUUCAGAGUGUUGGCGGUGUGGAAUCAAGAGGAAGAGACCAUCACUGCUCUGUUUAAGACCCGUUUCCGCCUGGACUUCCCGUUUGACCUUCAGGAGCUGCCUGCAUUCGCCAUCCUCGGGAUUGCCUGUGGUUUUGGUGGUGCUCUGUUUGUCUACCUGAACCGGCUGAUUGUAGAGUGCAUGAGGAAACAGAAGACCAUAAACAAGUUCUUGCUGAGGAAGCGCCUGGUGUAUCCUGCACUCGUCACCCUGCUGGUCUCCACACUCACAUUCCCUCCGGGCUUUGGGCAGUUCAUGGCUGGACAGCUGACACAGCACGAGUCUUUGGUCGCGCUGUUCGACAACCGCACAUGGUGCCGUCAGGGCGUGGCCGAGGAGUUCGACUACAUCAGCCACCACCACGCCUGGAAACACCCCCAGGUCAACGUCUUCAUCACACUCAUCCUGUUCAUCAUCAUGAAGUUCUGGAUGUCUGCUGUGGCCACCACCAUGCCUGUUCCAUGUGGGGCCUUCAUGCCAGUUUUCCUUAUUGGUGCAGCAUUUGGCAGACUUGUUGGAGAGAUCAUGGCAGCCAUGUUUCCUGACGGCAUACAUGCUGACGGCAGUGUGUAUCCCAUAGUUCCUGGCGGUUAUGCUGUAGUUGGCGCUGCAGCGUUGUCUGGAGCAGUCACCCACACCGUGUCCACGGCGGUCAUAGUGUUUGAGCUGACCGGUCAGAUCUCCCACAUCCUGCCUGUGAUGAUCGCCGUCAUCCUGGCCAAUGCCGUGGCCCAGGCACUCCAACCAUCUCUGUACGACUCCAUCAUCCGCAUCAAGAAACUUCCUUAUCUGCCAGAGCUGGGCAUGGGACAUCACGAGAAGUAUAAUAUCCGUGUGGAGGACAUCAUGGUCAGGGAUGUGCGCUACAUCACUCUUAACUCUUCCUAUCGAGACCUGCAGGAGAUGCUGCUGACUGGUCAGCUCAAAACACUGGCGCUGGUUGAAUCCAGAGACUCCAUGAUCCUGUUGGGCUCCAUAGAGCGAUUGCAGCUCCAGUCUCUGCUCUCUCUUCAGCUGGGCCGCCAGCGGAGGCUGGAGUACCUCCGCCAGCUGGCCCAGGACAACGGUACCCACGAUCACCUUCCUAGUCUGACCACCGACAGCACCCCCAGCUCACCUUGCGCCCACACCCACAUCAACGCCUCGACCAGCGCUCGCCAAGGGGUCCGCUUCCUGAUCUCCACAGAGGAGUCUUCCUCCUUCGGUCCAGUGGUUUCCAAUGUUCAGCUUCCUCUGAAAUCUGCCUUGAAAACUGUGUCUGCCAUCAGCGACACAGAGACGCCGAAUAGCUCUCAGACCCUGUCAUGCGCUGACCAAGACAAAGAGCUGCUGGAGAGCCCGGCUGGGCCGGCUCCUCCUGAAAAAAGAAAGCCCAAGCCCAAACGAGUGAGGAUCUCCAUGGCGGACUCUGCUGAAGUGGAAGAUUGUAUGACUCCAUCAGAGAUUGCAGAGUGGGAGGAACAGCAGCUCGAUGAAUCGGUGGAUUUCAAGAACUGCAAGAUUGAUCCUGCGCCCUUCCAGCUGGUGGAGCAAACAUCUCUGCACAAGACUCACACUAUCUUCUCUCUACUGGGUCUGGAUCACGCCUAUGUGACCAGCAUGGGACGACUGGUUGGAGUGGUCUCCCUCAAAGAGUUACGUAAGGCCAUUGAGGGCUCAGUGACAGUGACCGGGGUGAAAGUGCGCCCUCCGCUGGCCAGUUUCCGUGACAGUGGGAACAGCACAAACGUAUCCGAGGUAACUGAACUACAUAAGCUGUGCAUCCGCCACAGGGGGCUCUCAUUGCCACGGGAACCCAACCCUCCUGACGUGGAGGAGCAGCCUGAUCUCCAGUACAAAGAGAUCCCCGUCAACUUCUCAGACCAAACCAGUUUGCAGUUUGAAACCAGCCCCGGUGACAUCACAAAUGAGUCGUCGGAGCUGGUGCUCCAGGAAAGCCCCUCGUUCUCUGCGGACCAAUCAGAGUUUACUUUUGACUGCAGCCCCUCCCACACUGAGGAAUCAGAGCUGGCCUGUGACUAUGACCCCCCGACCCAAACGCCGGAGCCGGACGAAACAGAGCAAGAGCAGGGCAGUCCAUCUCUGAACAAGGACCAAUCAGAACCUGAGGGAGAGGGUUGCCCCGCCCACACUGAGGAUCAUUCAGAAUGAUCCAAUCCAUA